Molecule: messenger RNA, 1184 nt
Organism: Pieris napi
Lineage: Eukaryota; Metazoa; Arthropoda; Insecta; Lepidoptera; Pieridae
Gene: stas
Product: transmembrane protein 41 homolog
Exons: 5
Coding region: 194-1105 (303 amino acids)
Cellular component (GO): endoplasmic reticulum membrane
Source: RefSeq, a predicted model, not a curated record
AGAGUAUAGACUAUAGACUGGACUAAGCCGGGAGCCCCUAAUUACUUUUUGUUUACUAAUUAGUAAUAGCAAUUCACAACUAUAUCCAAUUUUGUAUUAUUUAGAUAUUGUCGAACUUUUAUAAAUUAUUUUAGCUUAAAUUUCUUAAAACGCAUGGAACAAGCAUAGCUCUUUUGCCUAUAAAUAUAUAAAAAUGAAUGUUUCAAAUCGAAGACAAAAUCGGGCAUUAAAUUGUCCCCAAGGUGAAGUUAUUGUUCAAGAUCCAUCAAUAUCUUCUACUAUGAAGAAUCCAGCUCACAUUAUUAAAAAGGAUAGCAUUGGAUUGCUUUACCCUGUUCAAAACCCACAAACUGCAGUCAACAAUAACAGUUUGUCAACAUCAAAAGCUGUGAUAAUAGUAGCAAUUAUCUUUUUGUCUUCAGUUUUGGCUUUGGGAUUUCUUUAUAAACAAUUUCCUGAUUUGGAAGAUCAAGAAAGACAACAUUUGAAAUUACCAUGGGAUCUUGAUGACGCAAAACACCUUGGUCUUGUUUUAGAUAGAUAUAAAGAAAAGUAUUUUUAUGAAGUAUUACUAGGAGUGUUUUUGGUCUAUAUAUUUUUGCAAACAUUUGCAAUCCCAGGCUCUUUAUUCCUCAGUAUACUUUCAGGAUUUCUGUUUCCAUUUUAUUUUGCCCUAAUAUUAGUAUGUUGUUGUUCUGCUAUUGGAGCAAGCCUGUGUUUCUUCUUAUCAAACAUACUAGGCAAAAGAGUUGUGAAAAUGUUUUUUCCUGAAAAAGCGGCACAGUGGUCAAUUGCUGUUGAAAAGCACAAACACAAUUUGCUCAAUUACAUGAUAUUUUUGAGGGUCACACCAUUUUUACCUAACUGGUUUAUUAACUUGACUGCACCAGUCAUUGGAGUUCCAUUGGUGCCUUUUGCUUUGGGAACUUUUAUAGGUGUCGCCCCACCAUCGUUUGUUGCCAUACAAGCUGGUCAGACAUUGCACACUCUGACAUCAACCAGUGAUGCAUGGUCAUGGACUUCGAUGACAGUACUAGCUCUGUUUGCCAUAAUCUCUUUAGUACCUGUUUUACUCAAACAAAAACUUAAGAAGAAGUUUGAAUAACUAUUUUUAUUUGUAGUUAAUUUAUUUUAGAUGAAUUGAUAGUAUGAUUAAAUGUACAUUCCGAGAGAAUGAUUAUUUA